AUGAAAUGGCUAGAGAACAAGGGCUGCAGGUGGGAGAAGCUCAAUGCAGAGCCAGGCGAUCUUCUCGUCUGGGACAGCCGCUGCCCGCACUAUAACCUCAGCCCAACCGGCGACGCCCCUCGAUUCUGCAUAUACACCUGCUAUAUGCCCGCGACAGAUGCCAACGCGGAGGAGCUGGAGCGAAAGAAGAAUGCUUUCUAUGAGACUAAGAGUACCACACAUUGGCCUAAUGCCUUGAAUGUUGGCGGAGUUCCAAUCAAGAAGGGCGGCAAGGAUUGCCCAUACAACGGCUGGAAGGCGAGGAAACCUGUUGAGCUUUCCAAGAGGGGAUUCAAGUUGAUCGGCAUCUCUUACAUCAAGGCUGUGUUUGCUUAA
Clonostachys rhizophaga is the source of this 375-nucleotide messenger RNA. The record is from the annotation of a GenBank genome assembly. Lineage: Eukaryota; Fungi; Ascomycota; Sordariomycetes; Hypocreales; Bionectriaceae.